Molecule: messenger RNA, 1002 nt
Organism: Australozyma saopauloensis
Lineage: Eukaryota; Fungi; Ascomycota; Pichiomycetes; Serinales; Metschnikowiaceae
Gene: YVH1
Product: tyrosine protein phosphatase
Exons: 1
Coding region: 1-1002 (333 amino acids)
Biological process (GO): protein dephosphorylation
Cellular component (GO): nucleus
Molecular function (GO): protein tyrosine/serine/threonine phosphatase activity
Source: RefSeq, a predicted model, not a curated record
AUGGUCCAAAGAAUCCUCGGAAAUAUAUACCUAUCCUCGUUCGAGCCAAUCGAAAAUGAGGUGAAUUUGAAGGAAGAUUAUGGGGUCACACAUGUUCUCUCGGUGCUUUCGGGCCUGCUCCCGUCUUUUCUAGAAGAGUACCUGACGUUCCAGAUCGACAUUACCGAUGAGCCAACAUCCAAUCUCAUAGAUUACUUAGAUAAGGCCAUGGAAUUUAUGGAUGAGGCCCUUUGUGGAGACGCCCUGAAUUCCGAAAAGCAUAAAGGCACAGUGUUGGUGCAUUGUGCCCAGGGCCAGUCUCGAUCCGUGGCUGUGGUGAUAGCCUACUUGAUGUACAAAUACAAGCUAACAUACAAGCAAGCUUUGCAUGCGGUUAAGCGAAAAGUUCCCGAUGCGGAGCCAAAUUCGGGCUUUGUGAAACAGUUGGCGCUCUUUCAAGAGAUGGGGUGUAAGGUUGAUCCUAACCAUUCAGGGUACAGAGCUUUCAUUGUGGAAAAUAGCUUGGAGCUUGAUCCGUCCGGGUCGCUUCUCCAGCAAUCUGGAUUUUGGCAGAGAAAGGAGCCACAAGAGGCUUCGGAUGUUCCGCCUUCACCUUCGAAUGAACCCCAGAAAGAUGUUGGAGAACAAGAGCCUACAGCACACUUCAAGUUACGCUGCAAAAGAUGCCGCAAUGUUCUUGCCCAGGAAACAGAUGUCGAGGCACACGAGAUCCCCGAUGCAGACUCGCGCCAGUCACAGUUCAUAAGAACCGUUCCCAACUCGAGAAGAAUCAUAUCAGCUGUCGACGGUUCGAAAACAUGCUCGCAUUACUUCAUGAAGGAGCCUAUUCCCUGGAUGGAUGAAGAGCUCAGCAAACAGGACCUCGAAGGAAAGUUUGCCUGUUCCAAAUGUGCAGCUAAGAUCGGAGGUUACAGCUGGAAGGGAUCCCGUUGUUCGUGUGGUAAAUGGAUGAUUCCUGCUUUGCAUUUGCAAAGCGCAAAGGUAGACUUAAUGAGACUGUAA